Malania oleifera is the source of this 3635-nucleotide messenger RNA. RefSeq names its product homeobox-leucine zipper protein HDG11-like. The record is from RefSeq and is a predicted model, not a curated record. Bases 769 to 2970 code for a protein of 733 amino acids. The transcript has 10 exons. Gene Ontology annotation, molecular function: lipid binding; DNA-binding transcription factor activity, RNA polymerase II-specific; DNA binding. Lineage: Eukaryota; Viridiplantae; Streptophyta; Magnoliopsida; Santalales; Ximeniaceae. Gene Ontology annotation, biological process: regulation of DNA-templated transcription.
GGGUGGAUGAGUGGUUGGGUGAAUGGAGGAAGGCAGGAGGAGAGGAGGAAAUGGAUGGAAGGAUGCGCUAUGGAGGCUCCCUGCUCGCUCACUAUCUAUCUCUCUAUCUGCAGCUCCUUCCUUCUAACUUAAUCACUGCUAAUGCCAUGCUCUCCACCUGCACGCUCUCUCUUGCUAGCUCUCUUAUCUUCCGUUGAUCUUUACAUAUAUCUUCCUUCAAUUUAAAAUUAGCCCUUCAUAAUUACGCUCCCCGCCCCCCCCCCCCCCCCGGCCCUGAUUCCUAGCCUUGACACAAUCUUCUCCCUCUCUCUCUCUCUCUCUCUCUCUCUCUCUCUUAUAUGAUAGUAUCCACCUUGAUUCCUGCCUCGUAUCUUCUUUUAUUUCUCGGCCGUUUCAGUACCACUUGAUUUUCUUCCUUCAUUACCACCUUUGCAUGACCCCCUCCCGCCCCUCUCUAUAUCUGCAUCUGUAUUGCCCCCACAAAUAAAAUCUUUGCAUCUUAAAUCUGAAUCUAAAUUCGUAUUUUUUCCCCUUUUUCUUCAGAAGAAAUCAUCGAUCACAUCGGUGUUUGUUGUUUGUUUCUUGCUGCAGCCUUUGUUGGGUUUAUGUGGGGUGCGAGCGGGCGGUAUCGCUAUAAUGGGAGUAGCACCUGCUGAUUGCAUUGGCAUUGGCAUUGGCAUUGGCAGCGACGUCUUGCACAGGACUAGUCCUUGUAAUUACUGUCAUUGUUGCAGUCACACACGUCGUCGGUUUUGGUGACCGGAAGUAAUGGAGUACGGUGGCGGAGGGGGAGGCUCCGGCGGUGACCAUGAUUCCGCCGAUUCUCAUACCAGGAAGAAGCGUUACCAUCGUCACACUGCCCAUCAGAUUCAGAGGCUCGAAGCAACGUUCAAAGAAUGUCCUCACCCAGACGAGAAGCAGAGGUUGCAGCUAAGCAGGGAAUUGGGGCUGGCUCCGCGCCAGAUCAAGUUUUGGUUUCAGAACCGCAGAACCCAGAUGAAGGCGCAACAUGAAAGGGCCGAUAACUGUGCCCUUCGGGAUGAAAAUGAUAAGAUACGCUGCGAGAACAUCGUUAUCAAAGAAGCUCUGAAAAAUGCCAUCUGCCCUUCUUGCGGCGGUGGCCCUCCUAUUGGCGAAGAUUCCUAUUUCGAUGAACAAAAAUUGCGCGUGGAAAAUGCCCAGUUGAAGGAGGAGCUUGACAGAGUUUCCAGCAUUGCUGCCAAGUACAUAGGCAGGCCAAUUUCCCAACUCCCGCCAGUGCAGCCCAUUCAUGUUUCUUCAUUGGAUUUAUCUAUGGCGAGUUUUGGGGGCCAGGGGAUGGCUGGUCCCUCCCUCGAUCUCGAUCUUCUUCCAGGGUGUUCAUCCACCAUUCCAAAUUUACCUUUUCAGGCGAUGGGUAUUUCAGAAAUGGAUAAAUCCCUCAUGGCAGAUUUUGCGGCCAAUGCUUUGGAAGAAUUGCUCAGGCUUUUGCAAACCAAUGAGCCUUUGUGGAUGAAGUCCCCAACCGAUGGCAGGGAUGUCCUGAAUCUAGAAAGUUAUGAAAGGCUUUUCCCCAGGACUAAUAAUCACUUAAAAAAUCCCAAUCUACGAAUUGAGGCAUCCAGAGAUUCUAGCGUUGUGAUCAUGAACAGUUCAUCAUUGGUUGACAAGUUUAUGGACUCGAGCAAAUGGGUUGAGCUAUUUCCUACCAUUGUGUCAGUGGCAAGAACAAUUGAAGUAAUUUCAUCUGGAAUUUUGGGUACUCAGAGUGGUUCCUUGCAACUGAUAUAUGGAGACUUACAGGUACUUUCGCCUCUGGUACCAACUCGGGAAUUCUGUUUCCUCCGUUAUUGUCAGCAAAUGGAGCAAGGCUUGUGGGCAAUAGUGGAUGUUUCUCACGAUUUUCCUCGAGAUGGCCAAUUUGCAUCCCAAGGUCGAUGUCAUAGGCUUCCUUCUGGAUGCCUGAUUCAAGAUAUGCCUAAUGGGUACUCCAAGGUGACCUGGGUGGAACAUGUUGAAAUUGAAGACAAAGCCCCAAUUCAUCGGCUAUAUCGAGAUCUCAUUCACAGUGGGCUGGCAUUUGGGGCUGAAAGAUGGCUUGCUACACUACAAAGGAUGUGUGAAAGAUUUGCUUGUCUAACAGGCACUUCCACUCGGGAUCUUGGAGGAGUAAUUCCAUCAGCGGAUGGAAAACGAAGCAUGAUGCAACUCGCCCAAAGGAUGGUGAAUAGUUUCUGCACUAGCAUUAGCACCAGCUCAUCUAAUGGGCACCACCAACAGACUACACUUUCUGGGUUGAAUGAGCUUGGGGUUCGCGUUUCAUUUCGUAAAAACACGGAUCCUGGCCAACCCAAUGGUGUGGUUCUCAGUGCAGCUACUACCAUUUGGCUCCCCAUUUCUCCACAGAAUGUUUUCAAUUUCUUCAAGGAUGAACGAAAUCGACCUCAGUGGGAUGUUCUCUCCAAUGGCAAUGCAGUGCAAGAGGUUGCUCACAUCGCAAACGGACGACAUCCUGGCAACUGCAUUUCUGUCCUCCGGGCUUUCAACACUAGCCAGAACAACAUGUUGAUACUCCAAGAGAGCUGUACGGAUUCAUCGGGGUCGGUGGUGGCAUACUGUCCUGUGGAUCUCCCUUCCAUAAACCGAGCAAUGAGUGGGGAGGAUCCAUCAUACAUACCUCUGCUGCCAUCAGGGUUCACAAUUUCACCGGAUGGCGGAGGAGGCCGUGUGGAGCAAUUAGGAAGAGGGGGGGAUGUGGAAGCUGUGGCAGCAGCAGUAAUGGCAGCUUCGUCGAGCUCUAAUGCACAAGCAGCAGGAGGGGAAAUGGGGAUGGGGAUAGGAAUGGGAGGUUCGCUUAUUACAGUAGCAUUCCAGAUACUGGUGAGUAGUCUGCCAUCUGCUAAGCUGAACAUGGAGUCGGUGGCUACUGUUAAUAACCUUAUCGGCACCACUGUCCACCAAAUAAAGGCUGCCUUGAAUUGCUCUAGGUAGCUAGCUAUGGCUGGCUAUAGCCAGGCAGCUACCUUCAUCAAUUCCUACUCUGAUCGACCAUGGAUGCAUUGCUACCUGCAGUUACUGCUCUACAACUGUCUCUCCCUCUUCUCCAGCUCUCUUAAUUUCUUCCCUCCAUUUAAUUAAAUAUAUACAGUGUUUGAUCCUAUCAGAAAUUCUCAGUCAUCCCCUCGUUGCUUGGUGGGUAUUCAAUGAAGAGUAAGUAGUAUUGGGGGAAGGGGUUGGUUGGGAAUUUUGAAUGCUCCUUACCAAGGCCUGAGGCUGAUUUUACCGCGGCUUGCUGCUGCUGCUGCUGCUGCUGCUCUGCUACUGGCACUGUCACCCAAACUUCAUGACACACUAUUCUGCUCUACUUUCCACAACAACCCAAUAUUUAUUUUAUUUUUUUAAUUUUUGGGUGGCAAGGUUGAUGUCUUUUUGGUUUUGUUCCAUGCAUCUUCUGAUUUGACAUUUGGAAGUUUUCUAUUGUAAACGAGGGAGUCAAGAACGCACCAUACAUGUCUUCUUCGGGGCGGGGGAGUAGACCAGCACGGCGAAGGGUAUUGUAUGGUUCGGGUAUUGACUUCUGUUCUGUUAUGUUCCGCUCAUGGAUUUUUUUCUAUGACACGAAUUAUCAUCUACCAUCUACUGUUCUGGCUCUCUUC